AUUAAUUGUAACACCAUGUAUUUCAACAAAUAUAUCAUAGAUAUGAAAAAAUAACCGUGCCGAUAAAAAUCACAGUCUACGGAUAAAUGUUGAACUUCAUUGUACUUACUGAAAAUGUUAAGCUUCGAUGUGUUAUCCAUAGUAAAAUAUUUCUAUAUUUUGUUUAACGUUGGAUAUAGCCUCCAGGUAAGAGAUUAUACUCGUACAAUAAAGUAUUUGAUUUAAGGUGCUUUGGGGUAAUCACUACUGCAGGUAAAUUCCGAAAAUUACAGUUAACAAGCAUAAUGUUUAUUUUAAAUAAUUUGAAGUUUUUUCAUCUAUAAAAAGUCAGUUUAUUUGUCAACUUUAUCAACAGUUGAUAAAAACAAUGCUCGAUUUUGUGGUAAUUCGUCUUUUUCGGAAUUUUCCCGCUUUCGUUAUCAAAACACUAUACCAGUUUUUCCAUAUUCUAUUUAAAUUGUGUAUCUUCAGAUUUGCCCUGAAGAGGUGACUGGUUCAGGGAUAAAAGUGACUUGGCACCAAAGUCCUACAGCAAGCAAUAUACAGUCAGAUCCAUUGUGUUUCUUUAACGACACUCUGAUAACAAGGAACUGCACGGAUGGUGAAUGGAUACCUGAUGUAUAUCAACUGCAAUCAUGUGAUAAAGCCGUCAAAUAUUUAAAUUCUCUCUCUUGUCCAGCGGGCUUUCAUAAAAUAUCUGAAAACAACAACAAAUAUUGUUAUAGAAUAGGCAAACCAUCUGUUUGGAAUAGUCCGUGUUUUGGAAAUGGAAGCGCAACUGUUAUUACCGAUUUAAAUAGAAACGAUAGCGAAUCUUUGAUAGAUUCGCUGAAACGUUCCAACCACAAAUUGUUUUGGUUACCCGCUAGACGUCAAAAAAUAUUUGCCCCUGUUGUAUGGCACAUCCCUGGUCCAAAUUGGGGACAAACAGUGAUAGAAAAUAGUCAAAUACCCUUUAGACCGAGCGUUUUAAAAAACUGCUUAUUAUUAGAUACUGAUAAUAAAGCGAUGAGAACAGAAACAUGUAACUUGGAGCAUCCAACUCUGUGUUUGUAUCUUAACGAUCUUAAUUACCCUGCAAAAUGUCCAGAAGGAUAUUAUGCUUUUCGCCAUAUGUUUGAUGAUGGAAGUUGUUAUGGAAUAGAAAAAUCUAACAAAAGCUUAACAUAUAAAGAUUUCAGCAAGCAAUGUAAAAAACCAAUGGGACAAGGCGAUAACAUGGAUUCAAGGAAGUUGAUUUUUACUAAAGUAGCUGAACUAAUUCACAUGCCCAAUUAUUCAUGGUGCUGGUUUUCGUCAUUCACUGAAAACCAUAAAUAUAUUAAUUCAAAUAACAAUACAGAUAUUGAACCAUUUAUAUAUAAAGAAACUACUUCACAUAUGAAAAACAUUAUCAACAACGUAGGAACGAUAGCUUUAUUAGAUUCAUCAAGUACCUUAUCAUGCAUGGCUUGUGAGGCUGACAUUAUAUACGGUGAAACAGAACUAUUCUUUGAAUAUGACAUCAUUAAGAAUAAAAUAUACCUGACCAUUUAUUUUCCUUCGGGUCUAUGGAAAUAUAAUCAAAAUGAUCGAGGUGUACAGUGCUUUUCUGAUGCCAAAGGAUUUUUCAAAGUCAUUGAAGUCUUUGAAACAAUAUCCCACGUAACUUGCAACAAUUUAUCAACAAACUUAUCUUUCUCUUCAGAAAAUAAGUUUAUAGAAAAAUCAAUAUACGAAAUAAAUUUAGUGACUGACAGAUCUGCCAGUUAUUGGUGUGAAGGUCACACCAAAAAUUUUUCACUAAUUACUACAGAAAAAAUAGUUGUCAAUCCUCAAGGAAGGCAAGUUCAUGUAUUCUCCCUAGUUAUGGAAAUAUUUAUUUGUUUAGAUGAAAUUAACGAUAUUAUGCAACUUAAUUCAAUAGGAUUAACAGAAAAUCUAAAUGAAAUAUUACAAGCUGAAAAAGUGAUAAUAAUGGAUGUUUUAGACUAUAAAAUGAAUACUAUGCAAGUCGUCUUGCAUGUUCAUGUAUCUAUCAAUGACACCUACAAAAUUGAAGCUCUUAAUUUACUUGUCACUUAUCACAAUUUAUUGCAUAAGAUAGACACGAAAUUUCCAUCGUAUAACUAUACUUUAAUUAAUAUGUCAAGUUCAGUCUACUGCUUACCAGCUAUUUCACAAGAUUCUAUACCAUUAUAUUGGGACUUAACUCCUAUCGGCCAUAUUGCAGCUCCAAAACAAUUCUGUUUGCAAAGUAACGGCCUUCCUGUUAACAGACAUUGUUUUGGAUCUUAUCUUCUUGGAAGUUUUUGGGGAAUGGUUAAAGGUCGAUGUGACAAAAGUUAUGAACCAUCUAUAACAACAACUUUAUUGUUUAAUUUCAUACAAGGCAAGUUGGAAAAUGAAUUUGUUACUCGUUUUCUUACAAGUGGAUUACAAAAGGUAUUAGGGAAUACAGAUAUAAUAAUUCCAGCCGACAUAUAUUAUUUAUCAAUAUCUUUUCAGCAAAUUUUAAACAUUGCUCAUAAAAAUGAAACUUUUGUAGAAACUGGAGAUAUACAAAAUAUAGCCUGGGCAGUAGAUAGGAUAAUGGCCGUUAAUAAAAAUAACUUACGCUUAGCUCAAACCCUGAAUUCCACGAAUGUAAUAUUAGAUUCCAUUAACGAUAUCAUUACAAUGAUAAGUCGUGAAAGUUUUAAUUCAUUCACUAAUAAAACAAUAAAAAAAUAUAAUGCAUACCAACUCGCUAUUGAACCACGUUUUGUUGUACAGAUAUCAUAUCCUAGACUAACAAAUAUCACAGGUCUGGCGAUUAUUAACAGUGAAAACUCGGACCAGUUUAAUGAAAUGCAAAUUACGCCGUUAUAUGAAAACAUGACACUAAAAGAAGUUUUAUCAAUUGAACAUUUAGAAGUGGCGACAUGGUUCCCAAAUAUUGCAAUAAGUAAUUUACAAAACAAUUCAAAUAAAGACGAAUACAUGCAUAUGGUAAUAAAUGUAUUUUCAGAAGAUGUAAUAUUUCAGCAACUAAAUAAAACUAGUUAUGUAAUUAAUAGCCGCAUAAUCGAGGUUGAAAUACCAGGCUAUUCAACAAAUUCCGAGUUUUCUAUACCGAUCAUAUUUAAAAAUAUAAAUCAUACAGCUGGUAUCGUGUCAAGAAUGUGUGGUUAUUGGGACUUUCAUAGUAAUACCGGCAAUAUUCCAGGAAAAUGGUCAGACCGUGGUUGCACAUUAAUAGCAAACGUUAAAAAUAUGACGAUAUGUGAAUGUUAUCAUCUAACACACUUCGGGCAGUUAAUAAAUAUUAAUAUCGAUAGGGAUUUAAAAGAUACGAUUAUUGUAUCAGGACACCAAAAAGCAUUAAAUAUUAUAACGCUUAUUGGUAGUAGUUUAUCUAUUACGGGCAUCAUAGGUAUUUGGAUAACAGCUAUCGUUUUUGAUUUAUGGAGGAAGAAAACAGGAACAAAGGUUUUAUUACAACUCUCAACUGCUAUCGCUUUACCCUUAAUAUUGAUAGUUUUCUUUAAUGUCGACAAUUCCUUUAUUGUAGAAAUGCAUGACAUAAACCAAAAUUCUCAGCACUUGAAAAUCAUCUGCAUAAUUUUGGGAGCAAUUUUCCACUAUUCUGUAUUAACAAAUUUUAUGUGGAUGUUGAUUACUGCUAUACUACAAUUCCUUAGAUAUGUUAGGGUUCUUGGUGUUUCUAGACCAUCUAAAUUUAUGAUUAAACUAGCAUUAAUAGGGUGGGGUUUGCCAAGUAUACCAGUAAUCAUCGUUUUGAUUCUAGACAGAGAAAAUUAUAUUCCUCGCCCAGAUUCAGAACGUCGCAUUUGUUAUCCAAGUGGCAUCUAUAUGAUGUUAGGUGUAGUAUUGCCUGUGUCUUUGAUUUUAAUUGUGAACAUAAUUUUAUUUAUAUCAGUAAUAAAAGCUAUUUCAAGAAAAUCAGAUAUGCGUACCAAUGACAGAAGUUUAGUAUGUGCUCAAUUCAGAUUGUCAAUAUUUUUAUUUUUCUUAUUAGGAUUGACCUGGGUAUUUGGUAUAAUGUCGUUUUCAGGUAGUGUUAUAUGUUCAUAUAUCUUUUGCUUGACAUCUACUGUUCAGGGUUUUGUUUUGUUCAUUUAUUUCAUUAUAUGUGAUCCAUCGACAAGAAAUUUAUGGGUCACUGUUAUGAAACCUCAAUUCCUAUCUUCAAGAAACAGUAUUACCACGAUAAGUAGUGGGUGAUAUAAGAACAGAAAUAAAAAAUAUUACACUUUCAUAGAAAAAAACAGUUUUCUAUGAAAGUGUUAUAUAAAGUAAUAAGCUGUUUAUUUUAAUAACAAUAUAUAUUUAUUAGUACCAAUUUGAUCUAGAUAUAAUUAUUUUUAAACUUUAUCAAUAUAGAAAAAAAAAGAAAGGUAUUAUAUUAAAAGAUUAACAUAGCAUGUAGUUGGCGCAUGCUCUAAUAUCAAUUCAGUAAUAAUUAUAUUUAUCAUUAUUGAUUUCUUUAUUCUUUAUUGAUAAUUAAUGUGUUUAUUUAUAGAAGUGUAAAAACUAUUUUAUAAUAUUAUAAGGGAAUACAAUUUUUUAAGUAAAUUUUGUCAUCAGUAUGAGUUGAUAAAUUCACUCUAGGCAUUUCGAUUGAAAAUCAGAGGAUGUUAAGUGAAUCUGGAAUUCAAAUAAAGAUUUGUUUACCCAUCUGGUCUUUCAUUAUCAUUGUACACCCAGUAGGCAUCUAGUUACAACGUUCACAAUAAAAAAAAAGACAUCCAAAUUAACAAUUUGAUAUGUAUGCUCAUAUUCUAAUCCUUUUUUUGACUGGUAAGUUUAGAUAUUACUGUUUUUCUAAGUAUAAACUUAGUCAAUGCCUAUUUAAUUAUAUUUCAUUUUAUUAUCUUAG
This is a messenger RNA of Diatraea saccharalis (sugarcane borer), 4861 nucleotides long. The record is from the annotation of a GenBank genome assembly. Lineage: Eukaryota; Metazoa; Arthropoda; Insecta; Lepidoptera; Crambidae.